GUGAAAGUUGCGCCACAGGAAGAUAAACCGCAAAAGACAAUAUUGCAUGCAUACAUGAUUUUGCGUGUGCGUCGGAUGAGCGGUAUAGGGGAAUUCCUCGCGUCUUAAAAAGUAAACAGAAAAUCGGUGGAUUUGAGAGUUUGCUCAGUCGAGUGAGGUCCAAGAGAUAGAGAGAGGGGGAGGAAGAAUAUCUGUGCGUGAUUUUUUGAUUUCUGCUCUCAGUCGUCUCGGCGAGUCUAGACUGAAGAUGCUCUUGGACGCAGGACCGCAGUAUCCCACCAUAGGAGUCACUACUUUCGGCUCCUCGCGGCAUCACUCAACAGGCGAAGUCACAGAGAGAGAAGUGGCGUUGGGGAUAAAUCCGUUCGCGGAUGGGAUGGGCGCCUUCAAAAUAAACCACAGCUCCCACGAUAUUGGCUCCGGACAGACGGCGUUUUCCUCCCAGGCGCCCGGCUACGCAGCAGCCGCCCUGGGGCACCAUCACCACCCGACCCACGUUGGCUCUUAUUCCACGGCGGCUUUCAACUCCACCAGGGACUUUCUCUUCAGAAAUCGGGGUUUCGGGGACGCCACCGGGGCGCAGCACAGUUUGUUCGCCUCUGGAAGUUUCGCAGGGCCACAUGGACACUCAGAUGCAGCGGGGCACCUGCUCUUCCCAGGGCUCCACGAGCAAGCGGCGAGCCAUGCCUCUUCCAACGUGGUCAACAGCCAGAUGCGGCUGGGCUUCUCGGGGGACAUGUACGGACGGGCCGACCAGUAUGGCCACGUUACAAGCCCACGGUCCGACCACUAUGCUUCGACCCAGCUGCACGGCUAUGGCCCCAUGAACAUGAAUAUGGCCGCACACCACGGAGCAGGGGCCUUCUUUCGAUACAUGAGGCAGCCGAUCAAACAAGAGCUCAUCUGCAAGUGGAUCGAGCCGGAGCAGCUGACAAAUCCUAAAAAGUCGUGCAACAAAACUUUUAGCACGAUGCACGAGCUUGUGACCCAUCUGACGGUGGAGCAUGUGGGGGGACCAGAGCAGACCAACCAUAUCUGCUUCUGGGAGGACUGCUCCAGAGAAGGAAAGCCAUUCAAAGCCAAAUACAAACUUGUAAAUCAUAUCAGAGUACACACCGGAGAAAAGCCCUUUCCGUGUCCGUUCCCCGGCUGUGGCAAAGUAUUUGCUCGAUCGGAAAAUCUAAAAAUUCACAAAAGGACUCACACCGGCGAGAAACCUUUUAAGUGUGAAUUUGAUGGCUGCGACAGGCGAUUUGCAAACAGCAGCGAUCGCAAGAAACACAUGCACGUCCACACGUCGGACAAGCCCUAUCUCUGCAAAAUGUGCGACAAGUCAUACACACACCCCAGCUCCCUCCGAAAACACAUGAAGGUCCACGAAUCCACCAAUCCGGCAUCGCAGCCAUCUCCAGCGGCCAGUUCAGGGUACGAGUCGUCCACACCUCCCACCAUAGUAUCACCGUCCACAGAGAACCAGAGCAGCAGCUCCAUAUCACCAGCAGCCUCAGCAGUACACCACACAGCCAGCCACAGCACGCUGUCGUCAAAUUUCAAUGAAUGGUACGUGUAAAUGUUUAUGCAAAAAAGAAAAGAGAGAGAGAGAAAGAGAAAAAGACUGCAGAAUUUAAAAAUUAACUGCUUGGGAUCAAAGACUUUAUAAAGUCAGCCAGUGAAACAUGGACUGAGAAAACACGGGAGGCCCAAACGAUCAAUUAAAGGCUGUCUUAAUGUCAGUGAGAGAGAAUGCAUGGACUAAAAGGAGGCGAGGACAGCCAACCAAGUUACACUUUUUCCCCCCCUCAAUAUUUCUUUGAGUCUUUAUUUUUACUGAGAGACUGCUCAAAAGAGAUCUCAAAAAGCAUGCUAUCUGCGGGUAGAGGCCUGAAUUUUUUGUACAUAUGGAUUUCACCAAGUUGGAAAAAAAAUGUAAUAUUUUAUUUUGUAAAUAGUUCUAUCACAGUUUUAAGGGAAUUUGUGAAAAUGUGGUCCCUAGAUAUAUGGAAAAAUGAGAUGGUUUUAAGAAUAUUGCGAUGAAUAGACUUCAUUGAAAAGAAUGUUAUAGUUGUGUACCAAAUGUGAAUUAUUCAGUAUUACUACAGUCUACACGUCGACCUAACCGACUCUUAGUAUUAAUGUGCUUUUGUAGCCUAUUCAGUGCAACAUUUUCGUCCAAGGUCCAGUUUGAGUAGCACAGUAUCAUUGUUGUUAUUUAAUGUCAUGUCGAUAAAUCGUGUAGUGAAAGCCUGAAAUUCCGUGUCAAUCUGUUUAUGUACGUGAUAAAUAUAAAAUCUCUGUCAAUUGCUUUGUCUGAAAGGAAGUAUUAUUACAUGUAAGUAGCUCAAUUUUCCAUAUUUAUCCGCAUGUAAAGGACCGGUAACAUGUUAGAAAUGAUCGGUAUUUAUGGAGAAAUGCGCUCGUAUGUAAAAUUUAGUUUACAAAAAAAAUGUUUGGAUACAUUUCGUACUAUAUUAAAGGAUUAAAAAAUACAAUAAUGCAAUGCGUUGGAGGUUAUUGGUUUCAGUAGUGUUUCAGGUUGAUCUCAACAUGAGUGCUGUGUGAAAAUUAAUGGGUUCUUUUUACAACAAAAUAUAAUAAUUUGCUGCAGACUAAAUCAGACUUCCCUCAGCAUAAUAACGCAUUUAGUACAGUUUCGAUUAAAUAAUCACUGCAUGUUUAGAUGCACGAAUAAUUUUAACUGUUUACUGAGUGUGUAUGCAUGCUUUUGCAAGUGUGUAUGUGUGAGAGAUAGA
Molecule: messenger RNA, 2750 nt
Organism: Toxotes jaculatrix (banded archerfish)
Lineage: Eukaryota; Metazoa; Chordata; Actinopteri; Toxotidae
Gene: zic1
Product: zic family member 1 (odd-paired homolog, Drosophila)
Exons: 3
Coding region: 248-1570 (440 amino acids)
Biological process (GO): central nervous system development; regulation of transcription by RNA polymerase II
Cellular component (GO): nucleus
Molecular function (GO): DNA-binding transcription factor activity, RNA polymerase II-specific; RNA polymerase II cis-regulatory region sequence-specific DNA binding
Source: RefSeq, a predicted model, not a curated record